This is a messenger RNA of Grammomys surdaster, 5406 nucleotides long. RefSeq names its product NUAK family kinase 1 (gene Nuak1). Gene Ontology annotation, molecular function: protein serine/threonine kinase activity; ATP binding; tau-protein kinase activity. Gene Ontology annotation, cellular component: cytoplasm. Gene Ontology annotation, biological process: protein phosphorylation; intracellular signal transduction; microtubule cytoskeleton organization. The transcript is spliced from 7 exons. The record is from RefSeq and is a predicted model, not a curated record. NCBI's taxonomy places the organism in Eukaryota, Metazoa, Chordata, Mammalia, Rodentia, Muridae. Bases 148 to 2136 code for a protein of 662 amino acids.
AGCGGCAGCCAGAGCCAGGUCGGGUCGUCUCAGCAAUGCUGCUGCGGGGGCGACCUUGAACGCACACUGGUUUCCCUCGGCGGGGACCACCCCGAGCCCCUGUGCUGGGUCCUGCCCUCUCCAGCUCGGCUCGCCCCGCGCUUGGUCAUGGAAGGGGCGGCAGUGUCCGAGGCAGGGGAUGGCCCUGCUGUGGAGACGGGCUUGCCCGGCUCUCCGUUGGAGGCGGUGGCCGGGGCGACUGCAGCCCCAGUGGAGCCCAGGAAGCCGCACGGGGUGAAGCGACAUCACCACAAACACAACUUGAAACAUCGCUAUGAGCUGCAAGAGACCCUGGGCAAAGGUACCUACGGGAAAGUCAAGAGAGCCACCGAGAGGUUUUCAGGCCGAGUGGUUGCUAUAAAAUCCAUCCGUAAGGACAAAAUUAAGGACGAGCUAGACAUGGUUCACAUCAGACGAGAGAUUGAGAUCAUGUCAUCCCUCAACCAUCCUCAUAUCAUCAGUAUUUAUGAAGUGUUUGAGAACAAAGAUAAGAUUGUGAUCAUCAUGGAAUAUGCCAGCAAAGGAGAGCUGUAUGAUUACAUCAGUGAGAGGAGACGCCUCAGCGAGAGGGAGACCAGACACUUCUUCCGGCAGAUCGUGUCUGCUGUGCACUACUGUCACAAGAAUGGUGUGGUCCACCGGGACUUGAAGCUCGAGAAUAUACUGCUUGAUGACAACUGCAACAUUAAGAUCGCUGACUUUGGGCUUUCCAACCUGUACCAGAAGGACAAGUUCUUGCAAACAUUUUGUGGGAGCCCACUGUAUGCAUCGCCCGAGAUUGUCAACGGCAGGCCUUAUCGAGGGCCAGAGGUGGACAGCUGGGCCCUGGGCGUCUUGCUUUACACUCUCAUUUAUGGAACAAUGCCCUUCGAUGGCUUUGAUCACAAAAAUCUCAUCCGGCAGAUCAGCAGUGGAGAGUACCGGGAGCCCACACAACCCUCAGAUGCUCGGGGUCUCAUCCGGUGGAUGCUGAUGGUGAAUCCUGAUCGCAGGGCCACCAUCGAGGACAUCGCCAACCAUUGGUGGGUAAACUGGGGCUAUAAGAACAGCGUCUGUGACUGUGAUGCCCUUCCUGACUCUGAGUCUCCACUCUUGGCGAGGAUCAUUGAUUGGCAUCACCGUUCCACGGGGCUACAGGCUGAGGCUGAAGCCAAGAUGAAGGGACUGGCCAAACCCGGGGCCUCUGAGGUGGUGCUGGAACGGCAGCGGUCACUGAAGAAGUCCAAGAAAGAGAACGACUUUCCCCAGUCUGGCCAGGACGCCGUACCUGAAAGCCCAUCCAAGCUGAGUUCCAAGAGGCCCAAGGGCAUCCUGAAGAAGAGGAGCAACAGUGAGCACCGCUCCCAUAGCACUGGCUUUAUCGAAGGCAUUGUGAGCCCUGCCUUACCAUCCCCUUUCAAAAUGGAGCAAGAUUUGUGCCGGACUGCCAUCCCCCUCCCCAGCUCCCCUGAGGCAGAUAUGUCAGGGACGCUCAGCCUCAAACAGUCUGCCACGAUGCCCAAGAAAGGCAUCUUGAAAAAGACCCAGCAGAGAGAGUCUGGUUACUAUUCAUCCCCAGAGCGCAGCGAGUCUUCAGAGCUGUUGGACAGUGAUCACGUGGUCAUCAGUGGUGGCCUCUCUUCCCCUCCCCCAGACCCAGUCAGGGGAACUUCCCACAGCCUGUCUUGCCGGAGGAAGGGCAUCUUGAAACACAGCAGCAGGUACUCGGAUGGUGCCACAGACCCCGCCCUCGCCGGCUCUGAAAUACCCACACUGGAAUCCUUGUCACCUCCCGGUGUCCCAUCUGAUGGCAUCUCUCGGAGCUACAGUCGCCCGUCCAGUGUCAUCAGCGAUGACAGUGUCCUGUCCAGCGACUCCUUCGACUUGUUAGAUCUUCAGGAGAACCGGCCAGCCCGCCAGCGCAUCCGCAGCUGCGUCUCUGCUGAAAACUUCCUCCAGCUUCAGGACUUUGAGACACCACACAACCGGCCCCGGCCCCAGUACCCGAAGCGGUACCGGAACCGGCUGGCAGACAGUAGCUUCUCCCUCCUCACUGACAUGGACGAUGUGACUCAGGUGUAUAAGAAAGCGCUGGAGAUCUGCAGCAAGCUCAACUAGCCCUUCAGGGCACAGAGGAUGGGAUGGGUGGGUGGGGGAGUCCAAGGGAGGAGAACAGAACUCAGCCUGCAGGCUGGUUACCUCUAUGCUGGUUGGUCACGGCAACAGACUGGGAAAGUACUAAUAACAUCUGGCCUGGCUGGUUUUUACAGCCUUGAGUCAGCACCUAAAAGGGAUGGAAACCAUUCUUUACCAGUUCUGCCAGCUGCCAGUCAGAAUGUGGGUCCUAACUGGCAUUCCCAGAUGACAUCUCACAGGGAAGGUGGUGUUGGCCAGCAUGAAACGGGAAGGGGCAUUAUGAGGGAAAGGGGGUGUUUUCCUAGAAGUCAUCUAGAUGUUUCUGGAAGAGGGGGAGAAAGACUGAGACCAUCUGCUUUGGAUGAGUAUGUUAGCAAGCCCAGUCUGACUACAUAGGGGCUAGCAAGAUUUCAGCAACCUGAGUGUGAAUUGGUGAUCGAUUGGUAAUGUCUGUACUGUGACCUGAUUUUAGCACACCAGGGAGCAUUGAGUGAGUACCAAUAACUGCCUGCCGGGGAAUCAGGAGCAGAGGCAACAGCAUGCCUGCCAUGGCUAAGCCCCUGGAGUUAGAUUAAAGCACCCUGUUUAAAAGACAAACGGUUAACUCUUUCAUGGCACAGCAUGACAUGUGUUAAUUUGCUCCUGGACCUUGAGUAGAAGACAGAGCUUGCUUAGAGAGAGAAUGUGUUGAACUCUGUUACGGAAAUAGUCCAGUGGGGGUAACUUUUUGGUUUCCUGGGAUCUGCCUCUUCUUUCUCCUCUUUCGUGUCUUGUUCUUCUUCAGUGGGACCUUCUGAAGGUGAGCAGGAAGACACUUGGCAGUGUGAGAGGCCAGGGCUUUGUGUAUAACGGGGCACAGAGCUGCCGUGGUCUUUGCACAGUUGAAUGGACGGUGAGGCACGCCAGCAAGGGGCGACUUAUCACUUUCUUAAAUGUCUCAGUAUUAACUGGAACCCUGCCUCUUGGCUUCUCACUUGCACAGGGACGUGAUGCUACUCAGAGUCUCCAAAGCACUACUGGCUCAGCCAUAGGCCCCACUCGCCCACAGGUGUGGACCCUUAACUGUAGAUGAGUUGCUUCUGGGGAGCUAGUGUGUAGGUAAAAUAUGUGGCUGAAGAAAAGUCCAGUUUGACAGAAAGCUCUUGUCUCCUCAGGCCUAAGUAUUCUGUCUCGUGGUUUUGAUCUUCCUCAUUUUGGGAGAGAAAACAGGUUCCAUCCAUCAUCCAUCCAUCCAUCAUCCAUCCAUCCAUCCAUCAUCCAUCCAUCCACCCACAGAAUAAGAUGUUGAAACAGCAGAGUGUUGCAUUUAGGCUUAGGGACGCUUCCUCGGGAGCCAUCCAGAUGGCUCUGGAGGAGGCAGAAAGGAGGUGUGUGUGUGGGUGACAGGAUGCUUAAAAAUGUUCCAGCUAGUCAUCUAAUCUCUGAACACUAAGAUUACAGGUGAUGUCAUCUCCACGGAGGGGACCCUGGGCACACUGAGGGGUUGAAAUAGUCUUUCUGGGCUGACCAUGGGAUCUACUGGCUUAGUCAAAUUAGAAUCCUUCUUUUAAGGUGCCUGCCUUCUGAGAGCCUCUCAGACGGGUGGGGGAGGAUGCAUCCUGGGGAAAAUACAAGAUAUGUCACAGCACUGAGGACAGUUGUCAGGGAGAUGUUGCUCUAUGAGGCGAGUCUGCAUCUCCUUGUUUGGACCUGAGCUGAGCAGGAUGUGGUGGGAAGCUGCUUUGAUUCCUUUCCUUCAGUUUCACCUCCUACCUGAACUCUGGAGGGGGCUAAAAGGGAGAAAAAUCUAUAGGUAGAGAAUUGGCUUUGGAGUUUAGGCGGUGCAAAGAGGACAGCAACCUCGGAAUCCUCCCUCUCCUUGCCUCCUUUUGUCAGCAGGCAGCUGGUCUCAGGUAUACCAGCCAAUACUGGUUGAUGGGAGUUUCCCCAAUUCGCCAGUUGAUUGUGUCUGUUUAGUAUUCCCACCGUUGAGAUGACUCCAUUAGGAAAACCUCUCUCCUUCUCGGUCACCAUGGUCACCAGUGUGUGCUCUUUUGGCGGAAUUCUCAAAGACAAGGGAUUGGGGAAGGAAAACCAAAUGUUUCACACCCAGAACAGGGGCCCUGGUAUGUCUUCCGUUCCAGGGCUGACACUGAGUCCAGUCCAGGUCUGCCUUGAUCUGGAGGUCUCAGGCACCUGCUGUGGCUCCAAGAGCUGCUUCCCGUACAUGGAGGCUGGAGAUGAGGCUGGAGAUGUGGCUGAGUGGUUUUCCAAGCCCCUGCUUGGUUCUGACAGCUGCUUCUAGCUGGGAUGCUGACUGUCCCUGCAGGAAAUGAGUUAGACUAGAGAGCAAAGCCCUGAAAGAGCAAUUUUCUAAUGGAGCCCUGUCAUCCCUGUCAGCUGAUCCCCAGCCAAAGAAGGUAUGCUUGACUUAUUUCUGCAGAGUCACCAGAGGGCAGAGUGGGAGAGUCGCCUGCCGGGAGCGCUCCUGGUCCUCUGCUUCUAGGGCCCUUCCAUUCUUGUUCUUCGUUUACACAUCUGCCAAAGGGGGUGGAAUUGUACUUCGUUUUGCAGGUUAAUUUCAAGGCACAAUCAGUUUUUAAGAAAGUGCUUCAAGACCCUAGGCAACAUGACAAUUCUCAGUCCCUCUGAGUUUGAGUCUCUCUCUGUUACUGGUGCUCUUUACCAAAGGAGCGCGUUGCAGGGUGAAAUUCAGGCAUGUUUUGUCCAGGCCUGCUGUCUUGAGUACAAAUGUGAAUGACAGACUGACUGCUUGUUGCCAAACUGGAAAUGUUUUGUAGGGAUUUACUGGCAUGGUAUCAUUCCUAGGAAGAAGAAGGAGGAGGAGGACAUAAAAAGGAAAAAGAAAAAAAAAAGAAAGAAAAAGGGACAGGAGAGUGAGAGAAACUUGACUGCACAUUUUUUUUUUAUUAAAUCCAUGUUGUGACUUUUAUUUAAUUUCUAUAUUUUUUUGGUAAUAAAAAGUUGACUUUUUAAUUUGAAUUUGUCUUUUUUAUUUAUUGGUCUGAAAGGCAUUUCAAAGGUAUUAUGAUAAUAUAUUGGUGUAAUUUAAUUGGUGCAGCAUGCCUUAUGGACUCCAGUCAAAAUUGGUUUUACUUAUUUGAUUGGUUUGAGAACAGCCUACAGGGAGAGGAAGAGAAAAAGCUGGCUAAUUACCCAAAGUGUUCAUUUUUUCAUUGGAAACUGAAUUUUUGUCAUUUUUUGUUUCUGUUUUUAUUUUAAAUUAAAUAAAUUGCGAUGAACUGAACCAGG